CCCCAACAUGGCGGCCGCUAAGGACGGUUGUGGCAUGGAAGUGACCGCGGGGAACGGGCGGCGGCUUCACCUGGGGAUUCCUGAGGCAGUAUUUAUGGAAGAUGUAGAUUCCUUCAUGAAACAGCCUGGGAAUGAGACUGCAGAUACAGUACUAAAGAAGCUGGAUGAGCAGUACCAGAAGUAUAAAUUUAUGGAACUCAAUCUUGCUCAAAAGAAACGGAGGCUAAAGGGUCAGAUUCCUGAAAUUAAGCAGACUUUGGAAAUUUUAAAAUACAUGAUGCAGAAGAAAAAAGAGUCCACCAGUUCACUGGAGACCAGGUUCUUAUUGGCAGAUAAUCUGUACUGCAAAGCUUCAGUUCCUCCCACUGAUAAAGUGUGUCUGUGGUUGGGGGCUAAUGUUGUGCUUGAAUAUGACAUUGAUGAAGCUCAGGCUUUGUUGGAAAAGAAUUUAUUGACAGCCACAAAGAAUCUUGAUUCUCUUGAAGAAGACCUUGACUUUCUUCGAGAUCAAUUUACUACCACAGAAGUCAAUAUGGCCAGGGUUUAUAAUUGGGAUGUAAAAAGAAGAAACAAAGAUGAUUCUGCCAAGAACAAAGUGUAAUGCUGACAGUUAGAAAUUUGGUUAUUUUCCAAACACGCUAUUUUAACUGCCUCGACGUUUACCCCUAAAGAUUGACAUAAUUUUGAAUGAUUCUUAAAAAGAUAAAUACCAUUUUAUUUAUAAAAACAAAAUUGGUUUCAAAUAUUUUAUGAAAUUAGCAUUUUCCCCCACAUUUCCCAGCAAAGUUGUUGCUACUUUCAUCCUUUUAUUUUUUGGCUGUCACAAAGAACACUCUUAGCUGAAAUGGCCGAAAACUGUGAGGCAUGAUGGAAGCUGAAUGCUGGAUACUAGCACAGUGAACUUUUUCUUUAUUGGCUAUUGUUACUCUCACUGUGGUUAAGCUAUGUUACAGAUAGGAAAGACAGACAGUUUGAGUAUCUGUGAACUUGUUUUUGUUUAGUAUAUUGGGGAUGUAAAGGUCUUCUGUUGCAAUUGUCUUCUGUAAGUGGGGUUUUGGGAAUUUUUGCUUAACUACUUACUAUCAUGACAUUCUGAACUUUUCAAGAAAUGGUAAUUUCCCAUUGAGAGUUACUGAGGGAACACUUU
This is a messenger RNA of Oryctolagus cuniculus (rabbit), 1147 nucleotides long. The record is from RefSeq and is a predicted model, not a curated record. Lineage: Eukaryota; Metazoa; Chordata; Mammalia; Lagomorpha; Leporidae.